AUGCACUUUGAGUCUGUUAAUCAGAUUUCCUUGGGCUUUGCCUGAUAGUGUGUUGAAUUUGAAUUGUGGGCAUGUGAUACUGCCUUUUUUGUAGUUUUACAAAUUUUGUGUAAUCUACCUCAAAAGAGUAAUUUUCCAGUAAUGCAUUGGUUAACUAUAAUGCUGGCAUUUCUUGUUCAGUAACUUAAAGACUAUCAUGUCUCUCAGUUCAGAGACUAAUUAUCCAGGUUAGAUUGACCGGUUCACUGCUUCUUAGCAACCUCAUGAAAGGGUUUGAGAAAGAAAUGUGAAUAAAUCUACAGAUAACUCAGUACACCUGGUGUGUGCCUGAUGUUGAGAAGAGGGGUCCGGACCAAUUUUAGACUGACUACCCAUGCUGCAAAAGCUACUGAAUCACAGAAGCCUCUUAGUAUUCAGGUUAAAACUGCAAUUACCACAGGACCUCAGGCACAGAUUAUCCAGAAUGGAAGAAUGUUGUUGAGUAGAUGUGGGAAGGAGAAACGAAACGCCCUGUUCUACAGUAUGAGUGUGCACACCGAAUGUCACUUGAUGGAGGCUAUGAAACUCAUGAAUAAAUAAGUGUUGUCAAAUAAUUUAUGACAGGUAAUUGAUAGUGUGUAAUGAAUGGACUCUUAAUAAUUGAUUCCUAGAAACAGACUGCCUUUGUCAGCUAAGCUUUGGAUGUUUUCGUGUGAAGUGUAGCAGUGUGCUUUGUAUGUUAUUUUUCUACCAAAUAGCAUUAUGGAUAAUGAGAAAAUGGGGGAAAUGUCUGUGCCAAGCCCAGACAGUGUGAGAGUGGCGGUUCGGGUCCGGCCUUUCAGCCAGAGAGAGAAGAACUCUGGAAGCCAAUGUGUGAUUUCCAUGCAUUCCCAAAGCACCACCAUUCGAGACCCUAAGAACAAAGGACAUUUGAAGACCUUCACCUUUGACCUGGCAUAUUGGUCUCAUGACGGAUUUCAAAAGGACGAAGAUGGCGUACUUAUUCCAUCUAAUGCAACUAGUAAAUUCGCAGGCCAGAUCCAUGUGUUCCAUGACAUCGGAAGGGGAAUUCUAGACAGUGCCUGGCGAGGCUACAAUGCUACUCUCCUGGCCUAUGGCCAGACUGGCUCUGGGAAAAGCUACUCCAUGGUUGGCUUUGGCACAAACAAGGGUAUUAUUCCAAGAGUGUGUGAAGAGCUCUUCCAAGCUAUGAAGACACAGAAGAAAAACAUGGAACCCCAGGUCAUGUUCAGCAUGCUGGAAAUCUACAAUGAACAGAUAAGAGAUUUGCUGUCCAGAACCAAGACUCCUGGAGGGUUAAAAGUCAGGGAAGACCAACAGCUGGGGUUUUUUGUGGAAGGUCUGAAGUGGGUGCCUUGUGAGAAUUAUGCACAAAUUGAAAAGCUCAUGGAGCAGGGAUCCAAAAUCAGAAUGACAGCGUCAACCAACAUGAAUGCCAGCAGCAGCCGGUCACACAUGGUCAUCACCAUCCGGUUGAAGCAGGUCUUCCUGGACAUGGCCCUCACCAAAAAAUCCAGCAUCAACAUGGUGGACUUGGCAGGAAGUGAGAGGCAGAAGUCAUCAGGGUCUGAAGGAGACAGGCUGAAGGAAGGAUCCAGGGUCAACUUAAGCCUAACCAGCUUAGGAAAUGUUAUCAGUGCUCUGGCUGAUUCAGCCAUGGGGAAGAAAGUCCUGCACAUUCCCUACAGAGAUUCUGUUCUAACCAAACUGCUCCGGUCGGCUCUGGGCGGGAACAGCAGGACGACACUGAUUGCAGCCAUAAGCCCAGCCGAUAUCUGCUAUGAGGAAACCCUGUCGACCCUGAGAUACGCUGAGAGAGCUAAAAAGGUUCAGAACAGAGCUACAAUCAACACCUGUACACUGGUCAGAGCAGCCAGGGCUGAGAACCAGCGGCUGCUAGGAUUCGGGGACGCCGGAGCAGCAGAGCACUCAGCUUGCUUCCUGGCAGAAUGGCAGCUGGGGACUCGGGGAACCUGGGCCCGGCUGCUGGAGCAGGCGCGGAAGGAGUGGGAGGAACAGUACGCGGCUCUCUCGCAGGAGCAGCAGAUGGUGAAGACUCUCCCACAUCUUCUCAAUGUGAAUGAGGACCCGCAGCUCACGGGGGUCCUCAAGUACUUCAUUCACAAUGGCUCCUGUGACGUUGGCCGAGCUGCUUCAAAUGCUAUCCGUCUUCAAGGCCUGGGAAUUUCAGAUAAACAUGCUUCCUUCGUGAAUUUGAAUGGCAAAGUGACAGUCAUGCCACAUGACAAGUGCAAGGUUGUUGUUAAUGGGGUACCUGUCACCAACAGGACAAAGCUGCAGCAUUUGGACCGCAUCAUCUUGGGAUCCAACAGUGCCUUCCUCUACAUCGGGUUUCCCUCAGAGCGACGUGGUGAAGAUUUGAGCAGAUUCGACUAUGACUUUUUCCAGCUGGAACGGGCAGCUGCUGAGGGAGUGAGUGUGGACAUGCUUGGUACCAUGAGCCCCAGAGAUGGCCAAGCUGACCCCAGCGUCUUAGCUGUGUUCCAGGACUACAUCAAACUCAUGCCAUUGGUUGAGGAAGCAAAUCAGAUGAGUGAGGAGCUAGAGAAGGGUCUGAAAAUGGAAUUGAAGGUGAAGAACUUAGCAGCAUUGGAUUCCAGGGGCUUUGACCUCCAGAAAGAGGUCAUGGUGAAGGUGACCAAACCAAGGACUCACGAGGUAUGGAUUUGGUCAAAAGCCAAGUUUAUCAAUAGGAAAUCCCUGAUGGGAGAACUUUACCAGCGCUUCCUAGAGAGAGAAGACAGCCAGGUGGCUCAGGAAGAUGACCCUUUCUGGGACCCUGUGGAGGUUGUCCACUUGGGCUCAGCGCACAUCUGGCUGCAUUCCCUGGCUUACUGCAUGAUGCUGGAGGAGCAGGUGGAGUUUCUGAACUGCGAUGGCCUGGAGGAGGCGGUGCUGCAUAUCCAAAUCACCCCCUGCUCCCCCGAGGGACGGGCACAUGGUGAGGAAGACAUGAUUAUUGACCCUGUGGAGCUACUGGGCAAGAGGAUCGACUUCCAGAUUCACAUUGUUGGAUGCCUUGAUGUCAAAUGGCUAAAGGAAGAUGCCACCCGGGGCAUUCAGAUGGGGUACAAAAUUUAUGAUCUCCCAAACACUCUGUAUACCAAGCCUGUGUGGAAAAGUGUGAAUCCCAGAAUUGAAGAGACUGUCCAUGUUGUAGCCUUGAGUGCAUCCCGAGAGUUUCUGGAUUACUUACUGACAAAUGCCCUAAUUGUUGAUUUGUGGGGCCUCCAAGAGGGCUGUGCCGAGCUAGGGUUCUCUCAUCUGGACAUCUUGCUCCCAGGAGAGAGCCACAUCAUGGUAGAUACCAAGAAAUUUUCCAGUGUGAAGACUGUGAGCCAGGUCAUGUCAAACCAGGUGCCAGAAAUGUAUCACAAGCUGAUCAAGUUGGAGCAGGAGACUGAGCUACUCAGAGAUGUUAACAGAGCCCUUAGGGAAGAAAACCUGUUUCUCAAGGCCUCACUGGAAAAAACUGGUUCUGCUCAACAGGCCCAGGAGCCAGAUAAUCCAGAGAGAGUUGGGUUGAUGUCACAGCUGCCAACAGCCAGAGAGGCUACGCAAAUGUGUGCUCAGCAAGCCAGCAGUGAUGCACAACUGGCCAGAGCUCUGAAGGUGUUCUAUCGAGGCAUGAGCAUGGCCAGAGGACAGCUGCUCAGACUGAGGCAGUGCAGACCUCCCGAAGAUGAGCAAAUGCUUCAACAUUUUGUGCACCAACAGUCACAGAUGCUGAAGGAUUUGGAGGACCUGCUUGAAUCUAGCUUCCAGAAGCUGAAAAAUGAUGUUGCCUUCAUAGUGAAGAAGAAGAAAGAGGAUGUACUGCAUAUCCAACAGUGA
Molecule: messenger RNA, 3855 nt
Organism: Phodopus roborovskii (desert hamster)
Lineage: Eukaryota; Metazoa; Chordata; Mammalia; Rodentia; Cricetidae
Product: kinesin-like protein KIF28
Exons: 23
Coding region: 742-3855 (1037 amino acids)
Biological process (GO): cytoskeleton-dependent intracellular transport; microtubule-based movement
Cellular component (GO): microtubule; kinesin complex
Molecular function (GO): microtubule motor activity; ATP hydrolysis activity; ATP binding
Source: RefSeq, a predicted model, not a curated record